UACAAUCAACUACAAACGAUUCUGGACCUGUGUUUAGGUCCUCGACCUAAAUAUAUUGCACCACCCUAAUACGCGUUUUGUCACUUCAUGUAAGAGCACACAAACAGAUGUAUAAGUUACGGCUAACUUUCCAGCCGCUAACAAUGAGCACCACUGUACGGUAACUUAGUUGAGGGGAAACUUAACGAAUGUUACAGUGCGGUGGGCUACAUCCCUUUUCGUUUUGCUAGCAAUUUGUCACCUCUUAGAAGACAGCAAGGAGAUCACGUCAGCCAUCACACCACGUUCGGUAAGCCAAGUCUUGUGUGCCACACUAUUCAAACUCAUAGAUAUUUACAAAUAAAACGACCUUUAAUUUCAUUGCACUAAAACCACUGUGUCUUUUAUUUACUCUUAUUUUCGUUACAUUAACUUUACGCUGGUGCGCUCCAUCUUCGUGCGACGCCACCUGGGUAAAUAUUGGUCUUCGAGCCUAAAAAGUAACCAAAUUAUACAGUCCACAUAGAAUCACAUCUGAGUUUUUCAACUGCCUCAACCGAUCGCCACAUUUUUCCACAUUGGUUACAACAGCAUCACGUUCGUCUACGUCUACGUCAACCUGAGUUUUUCGCACCACAACCAACGUGCCACAAGAGCUAUAUCAAGCGUUUUUCUUCGGUUUGCUACACAAGCAGCGGUUUUUGGUUCAUCGCUUAACCGGCUGUUCAUCAAAUCAACGUUUUGUAUUGCAUCACAGCAUCACGUUUGCAUCACAGCAGCACUAGUGUCAGCAACACAUUUUUUAACAAACCAGCAUAUCGCACUACACGGCAAAUAACAACACAUUAAGAAUGACUCGUUUCUCGGCCAAUCGCGCACAUGCGGAAGAACGCGCUGAUAAAUUUACGGUUCUAUGCCGGUUAUGCGGCGGAGCGCAUAGCAUUCGACUAUGCCCCCUUUACCGUGGCAAAGCGGUCGAAGCAAGGCUGCGUGCAGUCCUGCUGCAUAAAUAUUGCCCAACCUGCCUCUCGCCGUUCCACCGCCUCGACAUGUGCAGCAGCACGGAUCGAUGCCACCGAUGUCGCGAAAAGCAUCACACCUCGCUCCAUCUCGAUGACUGCGAAGACCAAAGGCACCCAGCGAACGCGAUCAACGACGGCGAGAGCUCGGACGGGGCACUCUCUAUCGACGUUACGGAGCAGACGAAGUCGUGGGCGCAGCAGGUCGAAGAGGAGGAGUUGGAGGGGUUAGAGAGGACAGACUCUUCCACACAUGAGCGACAAAAGCGCAACUCUGGAACUGGCACACCGAGACCGUUAGACCAGUUACCACUACGCGCGGGCGACGCGGAAUCUCGUUCUUUCCGCUCGCCAACGCGUACACAACACAACUGGCGCGACGCGGAAACUCGUCCUUUCCGCUCGCAAACGCGUCAGCAAUACAACCGACGCGACGCGGAAACUCGUCCUUUCCACUCGCAAACGCGUCAACAACACAACUGGCGGCAACACGGCGGCGCGGAAACCAGUCCUUUCCGCCCGGCAUCACGAUCGCAACGCAAGCCAAAACGACGCGACGGCGCGGAAACUCGUACUUUCCGCUCGUCUAAGCGAUCGUCUAGGCUACGCAAAGCAGCACCAUACCACAAAACUCGCACAAACGACAGCAACAUUAAUUGUCAUGCCUUACAACGCGCUCCACCGAUCGGCUUCCGAACGGGCCGCCUAGUGCAUAGCGGGGAAGAUACGGCAGCUCCGACCGUAUUACGACACAAGCAGUCGUGCUGGACCACCAUAUACGCCUGAGUCCACCGUCGAACCUGGACCCUAAGGUUGCGGCCCCCUUCCAGUACAUGCGAUUGGCGCAUCCGCAAUUCUUUCGCGCGUCACCAAUACGCCUCACACUAGGCCUCGAUUUGCAUGCGGAGAUGAUGGUGAGCGGGACCCCCCCGUCUACCGUGGGUGGCCUGCUGGUCCAGGCGACCAUAACCGCCAACCAUAAACGUAGAUAUUAAGAAAACAAAACCACACAUAUACACACCCUCAUCACACACACACACCUUAAAAUCUAAAUAAAAAAGUGCAUUGAAAUUCCAAACCACGUCUGUUUCAAUUAACGAUGUCCUUUUCUCCACAGCCCCAGCUGAGCCGGUCGUGACGAAAGCGUGGGCGAAUAAGCAGAUCCGCGCAGUACAAAAUCCGCGCUACAUAGUUGAAUAACAUAAGACUUUCCCCACGUGCGUGUGACGGUUGAGACGCGACUCCUUUUUUUCACAGCUUGCUUACCGCAAGGGUGCCGGUAUGUUUAGGUCCUCGACUUAAAUAUAUUGCGCCACCCUAAUACGCGUUUUGUCACUUCAUGUAAGAGCACACAAACACAUGUAUAAGUUUCGGCUAACUUUCCAGCCGCUAACAAUGAGCCCCACUGUACGGUAACUUAGUUGAGGGGAAACUUAACGAAAGUUACAGUGCGGUGGGCUACAUCCCUUUUCGUUUUGCUAGCAAUUUGUCACCUCUUAGAAGACAGCAAGGAGAUCACGUCAGCCAUCACACCACGUUCGGUAAGCCAACUCUUGUGUGCCACACUAUUCAAACUCAUAGAUAUUUACAAAUAAAACGACUUUUAAUUUCAUUGCACUAAAACCACUGUGUCUUUUAUUUACUCUUAUUUUCGUUACAUUAACUUUACACUGGUGCGCUCCAUCUUCGUGCGACGCCACCUGCGUAAAUAACCUGAAUUCAAUAAAAUUUAGG
Messenger RNA from Rhagoletis pomonella (apple maggot), 2732 nucleotides. RefSeq lists its product as uncharacterized. NCBI's taxonomy places the organism in Eukaryota, Metazoa, Arthropoda, Insecta, Diptera, Tephritidae. The transcript is spliced from 2 exons. The record is from RefSeq and is a predicted model, not a curated record. Bases 831 to 1784 code for a protein of 317 amino acids.